This is a messenger RNA of Adineta ricciae, 912 nucleotides long. Lineage: Eukaryota; Metazoa; Rotifera; Eurotatoria; Adinetida; Adinetidae. The record is from the annotation of a GenBank genome assembly.
AUGAGUUCAUCAAUCGAUGAUAAAGACAUUACACGAGAACUGUGGCAAUCACGUUUACCAAUAUGUUUCGUCUUGUCCGAUGAAGACAUCAGCAAAGUCAAUCGAUCCGAACUGCCUGAACCGUUAUAUCUUAUGCUCGCACGUCACAUAUAUUUCCCAUGUAUUAUUGACAAGAUUCAUCGAUAUUAUUCUAUCUAUUUCAAAGAAAAUCUUAACGAUCCAACAAAUAAUGUUAACCUAACUAAUUUAUGGCUCGAAUACGAAAGUAUUCCAUUGAAAUGGCAUUAUCCUAUUGGUGUCCUGUAUGAUCUCUAUGCGUCAUCCAUGGCAUCAUCGUCAGCACGUUUGCCAUGGCAAAUAACAGUACAUCUAAGUAAGUUUCCUGAAGGUGAACUCAUACGUUUUGCUGACAAAGAAGCAAUCAAAGCACAUUAUAUGUCAACGCUGAAAGAGGCAGAUGCUUUGAAACACAAAGGUCAAAUCAUAGGUGAUAUGCAAGAACGUGAUCACAAACAAUUAUGGAAUUCUUUAUUACAAGAUAAAUAUGAGAGCUUCUGGAAUAUCAAUAACAAACUCAUGGCUUUCACGGACAAUUUGCAAUACUUUCGUUAUAUUCCAUUCCGCAUUUAUAUCUUAGACAAACCGUUUAUUCAGAAAUUAUUUUCGCCCUACGAUGUCGAUGAAGGCAAAGGAUUAACAUUGAAUGAUUUACUUCAGUUUGCUUUGAAUCAUGAAGCACAAUGUGAAUUAAUCGCGAACGAGAAACGAAUUUUGAACACGAACAUUGAUGAUUAUCAAAUUGUUACUCAUGGCGUUCAACCACCACUUCAUACACCAUUACAAUGGUUAAGCGAGCACUUUUCGUAUCCGGAUAAUUUUCUUCAUAUCUGUCUCAUUGAAAAACGUACAUAA